Messenger RNA from Chinchilla lanigera (long-tailed chinchilla), 2356 nucleotides. It is a transcript of the gene Brf2, whose product is annotated as BRF2, RNA polymerase III transcription initiation factor 50 kDa subunit. Gene Ontology annotation, cellular component: transcription preinitiation complex; nucleus. The transcript has 4 exons. Gene Ontology annotation, molecular function: TBP-class protein binding; RNA polymerase II general transcription initiation factor activity. The record is from RefSeq and is a predicted model, not a curated record. Gene Ontology annotation, biological process: transcription initiation at RNA polymerase II promoter; transcription preinitiation complex assembly. The coding region runs from base 321 to 1580 and encodes 419 amino acids. Lineage: Eukaryota; Metazoa; Chordata; Mammalia; Rodentia; Chinchillidae.
CAAUUUCUACUCUGUAGUCAUGUAAAUGGAAAGUUUAUCCAGAUUUAACCCGCCAGUGUGGCCCACUUCAAACUAUAGCCAGCAAAGAACCUGAGAUUGAGUUCAGACCAGGAACCUCGAUUUUUAGCUCUUGUUUCUACCCGAGUGCGCGGAGCAGAAGACCGGAAGUUACGCGCUGCGGGGCGGGGCGAGCCAGUGCUUGCUUGUUCAAGCUGCUAGAAGGCAGAGGUGCGGUCUUUAUAAGGGUCCCGCUUGAGUUCCUUGAGCGCACAGUGGUUGUGGACGCCGUCCCGGGGCUCCGCAGCGGUGUGCAGUGUAAGAUGCCGGGCGCCGGCCGCUGCCCCGACUGCGGCUCCGCUGAGCUCGUGGAAGACUCGCACUAUUCGCAGAGCCAGCUGGUGUGCUCCGACUGCGGCUGUGUGGUCACCGAGGGGCUCCUCACCACUACCUUCAGCGAGGAGAGCAACCUCCGAGAAAUAACAUAUUCUCGAAGCACUGGGGAAAACGAACAAGUUAGUCGCAGCCAGCAACGAGGUCUCCGCCGAGUGAGAGAUCUCUGUCGAGUUCUGCAGUUGCCAGCGACAUUUGAGGAGACUGCGAUCACGUACUACCAGCAGGCAUACCGGCACUCUGGCAUCCGAACAGCCAGGCUGCAGAAGAAGGAAGUGUUGGUCGGAUGCUGUGUUUUAAUCACCUGCCGGCAGCAUAACUGGCCCCUAACCAUGGGAACCAUCUGCACCCUGUUGUAUGCAGACCUGGAUGUGUUUUCUGGCACCUACAUGCAGAUAGUGAAGCUCCUGGGGCUGGACGUGCCUUCUCUGUGCUUGGCCGACUUGGUGAAGACUUACUGUAGCAGCUUUAAACUCUUCCAGGCCUCUCCAUCUGUGCCAGCCAAAUACGUGGAAGAUAAAGACAAGAUGCUGUCUCGAACCUUGCAGCUGGUGGAACUGGCCAGUGAGACAUGGCUGGUCACUGGGCGGCAUCCCCUGCCAGUCAUCACCGCUGCUGCUUUCCUGGCGUGGCAGUCUCUACAGCCUUCUGAUCGGCUGACUUGUUCCCUGGCCCGAUUUUGUAAAAUGGCAAAUGUGGAUCUGCCCUACCCGACUGCCUCCCGGCUGCAGGAGCUGGUGGCUGUGUUGCUGCGGAUGGCAAAGCAGCUGGCCUGGCUGCAGGUUCUGAAACUUGACAAACGGUCUGUGGUGAAACACAUUGGUGACCUGCUCCAGCACCGCCACAUGCUGGUCCGAAUGGCCUUUCAGGAUGGAUCAACAGAAAGGGGGACCCAGGAGAAGGAGCAGCAGAGGCAGCCACAAGGACAGAGAGAGGAGGAGGUGGGGGGUAGCACCUCAGAUUUGCUCCAGGGGAAGCGACCAGCCAGUCCUGCACUCCUCCUCCCACCCUGCAUGCUGAAACCCCCGAAGCGGAGCUGCUCCAUGCCCCCUGUCUCCAUGGUCACUGGAGAUGAGGUCAUUUCUGACAGUGAGAUAGAGCAGUAUCUGCGUACCCCUCAGGAAGUGAGGGACUUUCAGAGAGCCCAAGCUGCUAGCCAGGCUGCUCUGAGUGUCCCCAACCCUUCUUGAUGCCUCCCCCAACGGCAGUGUGAUAGCGAUCCCAGGAAAUAGGUGCGUGUAAGCGUCUGGAUAUCAUUUCUUGUUUGAAGGAACCAAGAGGGGUGCUGCAGUCAGUCAGACUUGAGGUCCUGGAGAGAAGUUGGGAGGAGUGUGUGCAUGGCUGUGGGUCGGGAAGGAGCCUGUCCCUUGGCUGCAGGAUGGCAGGUUGCAUGCAUUUGCAUUCUGUGGGAUGACUUCUUAAGACUUAGGGAAAAUAGCUGGGCUCUUUCUUCCCCGGGUUUGAAUUGAACACAUUGCUGUUGAUCAUUCUGCAGGCCUGUGGGGCUCUCCCUGCUGCUUGUGGAGCCGCCAGCAUUUGCAAUGCUGUUAACCCACAGAGGCGUAGGAGCUGGGAAACUCUUGGCCUGUCGAUUCUGGGCACUGGCUGGCACUUGUGUGCUGUGUGUGCAUGGUGUCAUGCGAUCGUCUACCUCAAUAAAAGGACCGUGGGUGGACUACGGCUAUAGCUCAAAGGGCUUUGCAAAUUUUAAUAUAUUAAAACAAGAGACAUCUGCUAGAAAACAUUCUAUUGUAUAAAAUCGGAGCUUUUAAAUACAUGUUUUCUUUGGCACUUUUCAUUCCCUCCCUCCCUCUCCCCAGCGUAUUGCAAAAAGCUCUCCAGUGCUAAGGCAUUGGCAGGGUAUGUAAACAGCAGCCAGCGUAUGUGGAAGAAUAAUACAAAGCUUAUUUUCCCCUAAUAUUGUCUGUGCAGCAAGCAUAAAUAACAGGACCUAUCUCAAGGAGCA